AUGACGAUUGGAAAUCAAACUUUGUUCAGAAGGAAGUUGGCGAGAACUUCAGUCUACAAUGUUCCGACGAUUCAAGUUGGAUGUUUCCGACAAACUCAAACACGAAAGUUGCUCGUUUUGAAAGCUCAGAGGAUCAAUCCUACACCUUCAAAAUCUCACAGUCACCGAUACUGGAUAUUAUGGCUGUCGGGGUGUCAAUUUUAUGGGUGUUCCCCGGAGGAAGUGUAUCUUUUCGUUAAAGGGCCUAAAACGUUUUUGCAAAGCAAUGAUCGUUUUCUCGUUUUCUCAAUUGAGCAGCUUACUCACAAUAUUACGAUCCCAUGCCGAACAACAGUAAUGAUUACCGAAGCAAAAGUGAGACUUUUUGUCAACGAUGUGGAAUGGCGCGAAUGGUGCAGGCUUAACUCAGUUGUUGCAAAUUGCUUAGAACUUCGCUACGAUGCGAGAGUUGGUUUUAUGCUCCCGGCUGAGAGUUUUUUCAUGGACAAUCUUGAUUGGAUAAAUCAGAAUCGCUUUAAGUGUGAAUACGAAAAGGAGGAAACUGAAUUUCUUGUGCAGGUCACUCAACAAAUGAGCCUUGAUCAUCCAGUUGGUAUUGACAAGUUGAACUGUACACUAAAUGGCAAAUAUACUUUAUUCAUGGACAGUUACGGGAGUCGGCUGAACGUAUCGUGUCCGGAAUGUCAUCUAAAUAUGUCUCUACGGAUUUUUGGGCUAUUUCACGAUGAGAGGUUUUUGGAAAAAAUAGCUCUUUUGAAAAGACUGCCGACGAAUCAUAUGCAACACUUUUGUGAUUGGUUAGAAGCUUUGGUCAAUGGAGGCAAUGAUCACGAGUUCCCCUUUGAAGUCAUCCCAAAAGACACGCAAGAGACAGUUUUUCUAAAUUUUUUGGAAGGGCCAACAAUAUCCGAUAUCGUUAGAUACUUUACUCCUAUUUCUAUUAUACUUAUUGCAUUCCUCUUGUGUUGUGCUCUGCUAUUGAUAUCUCUCUGUGGAUAUAUAUACUGUCCACGAAAGAGGACCGCCGGGGCAAGUGAUUUCACCGAGUUGACUCGCCUCACCGUCAGUGGUGCAACGGAAGGUGAUGUUGGCGACGGAAGAUGGGAUUCAGAAGAAGAGGAUCCGAACAUGGCAAAACAUUGGAGAGGGAAGCUCAAGGCUGCAUCAAUCAAAAGUAAAGUGCCUGGCGAUCUUCAAGACUUUCAUGAGAUUCUCUCCUCAAUUUCCAUCAACUUCAACUGCAAAAUU
This is a messenger RNA of Mesorhabditis belari, 1248 nucleotides long. NCBI's taxonomy places the organism in Eukaryota, Metazoa, Nematoda, Chromadorea, Rhabditida, Rhabditidae. The record is from the annotation of a GenBank genome assembly.